Messenger RNA from Haliotis rufescens (red abalone), 627 nucleotides. RefSeq names its product complement C1q-like protein 3. Gene Ontology annotation, molecular function: protein binding. NCBI's taxonomy places the organism in Eukaryota, Metazoa, Mollusca, Gastropoda, Lepetellida, Haliotidae. The record is from RefSeq and is a predicted model, not a curated record. The transcript is spliced from 2 exons. Bases 136 to 597 code for a protein of 153 amino acids.
AGCUCCCGAACCUAUCAGUAUUGCAAGGUGCGUUGACCUGGAUCCUGGUGGAAGUGAAGGCUUAUCUCCCACGUCCCCACGCCUGACGCUGAGACAGUGAAGGCGACAAAUCUGGUCCUGCGAACCGUCAACACCAUGCCCUUCUUGUUUAUUGCCAUCUCCCUCCUGGCUGCAGGCGACUCAGAUGCCGCGACAGAGGUAGCGUUCUCGGCGGGUCUCAGUCACCAUCAGUCUCUCACAGGCGGUCAAACGGUUGUCUACAACCGUAUCAUCACCAACGUUGGCAACGCGUACAACCCGGCGACGGGCGUCUUCACCUGUCCGAUCAGCGGCGCAUAUGUCUUCCAGUACCACGCCAUGUCCCGGCAGGACAGCACAUUGUACCUCGAGCUCUACCUGAACGACAAAUACAUCAGCUCCGCCUACGGCCAUACUAUAACAGACUACGCCAGCGGCAGCAACUCCGGGAUCCUUGAACUCAACAAGGGGGACGCUGUCAGCGUCAAGGCAGCCGCGGGGUAUCAGACGGACCUGUACGGUCAAGUAUACGAGGUGUACUCCACCUUCUCUGGUUUUCUGAUCUCAGCAUCCUCGUGAUUCAGUGAAUAAAACAUACAAAGCAUCAUA